AUGGCCAAAAUAGACAGCGAGUCCGACCCACUAUGGCAGGAUAUGGAUUGGGCGAUUGGUCAGAUGCUGAUCAUGGGAUGGGAUGGUACCGAAGUUACGCCUCAAAUCAAAAAUCUCAUUGAAGAGCACCAUCUUGGUUCCAUUUUGCUUACGGCUAAGAAUCUGAAAUCUGCCGAACAGACGACUACACUAGUCAGAGAGCUGCAGACUAUAGCUCACAACGCAGGGCACCCUCAGCCUCUUCUGAUUGCUCUUGAUCAAGAAAAUGGGGGCGUCAACAGUCUGUUCGAUGAAGACUUUAUCUGCCAAUUUCCAAGUGCCAUGGGCAUUGCUGCAACCGGCUCCCCGAAAUUGGCAUACGACACAGCAAAAGCCACAGCAACCGAGAUAUCAGCUGUUGGUGUCAAUGUUGUCCUCGGGCCUGUGCUUGAUGUUCUCACCAAUGCGCGGCAUCAGCCCCUUGGUGUCAGGGCUGUCGGCGAUGAUCCGCAAGAAGCAUCACAGUAUGGCGUUGCUGCACUGAACGGUUAUAAGGAUGCCGGUGUAGCAACCUGUGGUAAGCACUUCCCGUCGUACGGAAAUCUUGAGUUCCUUGGUUCUAGCUUGGAUAUGCCUAUCAUCACACAAACCCUGGAAGAACUUAGCUUGAGUGCUUUAGUCCCUUUCCGUAACGCCAUUGCAACGGGCCGCCUUGAUGCCAUGUUCAUUGGCGGCUGUGGCAUCGCUAACGCGGGGAUGAAUGUCAUGCAUGCCUGCCUGUCAGAACAAGUCGUGGAUGACUUGUUGAGAAACGAGCUUGGCUUUGACGGUGUUGCCAUAUCCGAAUGCCUCGAAAUGGAGUCCUUGAUCCAAGAAUAUGGUGUUAAGGGUGGUACUGUUAUGGCGGUGGAAGCAGGGAAUGAUCUCAUCCUCCUUUGUCGAGCACAUGAUGUACAGCUUGAGGCCAUCUCCGGCCUCAAACUAGGACUUGAGAAUGGUAUCAUCUCAAAAGAAAGGGUUCGGACAUCUUUGGGUCGUGUGCUACGGAUGAAGAGUGCAUGCACGUCAUGGCAGAAGGCACUCAACCCACCUGGUCUACCGUUUCUUUCUCAGAUUUACCCUACGCACCUGACUUUAUCCCGUGAAGCCUAUGACCGCUCGAUAACAAUCGUCAGAGAUAAGGAUGGCCUAAUACCGCUAUCCCGAAGCCUUCUUCGAGAGGAAGAAUUGCUUCUAUUGACACCGCUGGUGAAACCACUACCUGCUUCAAAGGCCACAAAAAGCAUGAUGGAGAAAGCUGCGAUCAAAAACGGCGCUGGCAACUUACACGACAGAUUCAUCCACCAGGAAAGAGGAGCCAUUAUGAGUGGUGAAGGUGUCUUUCGGGAGCUGGGAAAAUCACUAGCACGAGCACGCCACGGAAAGCUUCUGCAUACCUCGUACACCGCUAACGGGCUAAGGCCAGUACACGAGAACCUAAUUCACAGGGCAUCAGCGAUUGUAAUUGUCACGGCGGAUGCCAAUCGAAAUGGGUACCAAUCAGGCUUUACCAAACAUGUGGCUAUGAUGUGUCAACUACUGCGGUCAACAGGGCAGAAGAAAUCACUUAUAGUAGUCGCAGUCAGCUCUCCAUAUGACUUUGCUAUGGACAAGACUAUUGGCACUUACCUCUGUACUUUUGAUUUUACAGAGACUGCAAUGGCAUCACUCGUCCGUGCACUCUACGGAGAGUUUGUACCUCGGGGGUCCAUGCCCGGUACGAUGAGAAAGAGUAAAAAGGUUAUCAAGAACCGACAGCGAUGGCUUGUGGAGGGUUACGACGGUGAGCGCGAUGGCCAGGCGCUCGAUGAACUCAUUAAGAUCCUUGCGCGGGCGAGCACGCCAAGUUUACCAUAUUCUGCAUGCAGCGCUCAUGCUUUUGAGCUUUCUAGAGAGUUGAACCCAAGCGUUGAGCAGGCACAUUUCGUUGUACGUAACAGCAGUACACAAGCCCUCUACGGAUUCGUGGCUACGUAUUUCACCAAAGGGCUUGGAGCCAUUGGCGCCAUCUUUGUUGACCCGGCUAAACGGAACGUCUCCAUCGGCACAUCGCUACAUCGCCGGGCAAUGAGGGCUUUACUACAAAGAAAUGGGCUUAAGAAGAUACAACUAGGCGCUGCAUUCCCUUCCGUGUUCCCGGGGAUUCCAGUUGAAGAAAGUGGCAGCGCCAAGAGUUGGUUCGCAAACAUUGGCUGGGAUGUACAGUUCCCGCGACGUGUCUCGAACCUGGCAAUUACUGACCUGUCGUCCUGGUCUGCUCCCGAAGGACUCCCGCAGAACUUAACACGACAUCAGAUUGGAUUCGAUCUUGUCCCAGGACUUGAAAACGGGGAGACGGUGCUGAAUUUUGUUGCAACGCACGCCAGCCCAGACAUAGUGGAACUGUACAGUUUUGCCCUUCAAUCCCAUGACUGUGGCAUCAUUCGAGCAAAAAGCGGCAACGAAACCUUGCUGGGAACCGUCAUUGCAACGAAGCCAAAUAGCAAUAUAGCUGCGUAUUUCCCUCUGCUGAACACUGCUAGAGAGGGCACUUAUGGGGGCAUUGUUGCCCCAGUUGUCCCCACAACGGCACAGUCAGCACUACUUGUCCAAGGCUUGGUUCUCAUGGGCGUCCGACAGAACAAAGGCCAUCGAUCUGCGAAGAGUAUCGUCAGUUGGGUUCUUGACGAUGCACAAAGUGUACUCGCUGCUAUGGGUUUCGAAACACAGCAGGCAUUUGACGAAAUUACGAAUUCUCCCGAUCAUGUAAGUCACUGUGUUGUGCAGGUUUCCGUGAUCCAAUGGCUGACAGUUUCUUAG
Messenger RNA from Truncatella angustata, 2817 nucleotides. RefSeq names its product glycoside hydrolase family 3 protein. The record is from RefSeq and is a predicted model, not a curated record. Bases 1 to 2817 code for a protein of 938 amino acids. NCBI's taxonomy places the organism in Eukaryota, Fungi, Ascomycota, Sordariomycetes, Amphisphaeriales, Sporocadaceae. Gene Ontology annotation, molecular function: hydrolase activity, hydrolyzing O-glycosyl compounds. Gene Ontology annotation, biological process: peptidoglycan turnover; carbohydrate metabolic process. The transcript has 6 exons.